AUGGGGCCCGGGGCCACAGCACUGGGGGCCCUGCUGCUGCUGCUGGGCCAGGCCCCCCGGGGCCGCCCCCACCCCCAGUGCCUGGACUACAAGCCGCCCUUCCAGCCCCCCCAGCCCCUGGCCUUCUGCCCCGAGUACUCGGCCUUCGGCUGCUGCGACGGCCGGCGGGACGCCCAGCUGAGCGCCAGGUUCCAGGUGCUGGGCAGCUUCCUGGACCCCGCCGGCCUGCAGAGCUGCGGGCGCUUCCUGCGUGACCUGGUGUGCCAGGAGUGCUCGCCCUAUGCUGCCCACUUGUACGAUGCGGAGGACGUGAGGUCCCCGGUGCGGGCCCUGCCCGGCUUGUGCCCCGCGUACUGCGCGGCCUUCUGGCUGCGGUGCCGCUCCGUGCUGAGCCUCCUGACCGAGGACCCUGCCAGCCUGGCGCUGGAGGGCGACCGCGCCCGCUUCUGUGGCGCCCUGGAGCUGGGCGACCCCACCUACUGCUACCCGGCGGUGCUGGGCAGCGCGGCGCUGAGCCAGGGGCUGGGCCGGGUGCGGGAGGGGGCCCACGGCUGCCUGCAGCUCUGCCUGCGGGAGGUGGCCAACGGGCUGCGUAACCCCGUGGCCAUGGUGCACGCCGGGGACGGCUCCCACCGCUUCUUCGUGGCCGAGCAGCGGGGCUGCGUCUGGGUCUUCCUGGCCAACGGCUCGCGGGCCGCGCGCCCCUUCCUGGACCUGCGGGCGGCCGUGCUCACCUCGCCCUGGGCGGGCGACGAGCGGGGCUUCCUGGGCCUGGCCUUCCACCCCCGUUUCCACGCCACCGGCACCUUCUACGUCUACUACUCCGCCCGCGCCGGGCCCCACGAGACCAUCCGCGUCUCCCAGUUCCGCGUCUCGGCCCACGACCCCAACGCCGCCGACCCCCGUUCCGAGAGGAUCCUGCUGGAGGUGCUGGAGCCGGCGUCGAACCACAACGGGGGGCAGCUGCUGUUCGGGGCCGACGAGCUGCUCUACAUCUUCACGGGGGACGGGGGGCGAGCGGGGGACCCCUUCGGGGCCUUCGGCAACGCCCAGAACAAGUCGUCCCUGCUGGGCAAGGUGCUGCGGAUCGACGUGGAGCCGGGGCCCGAUGCCCCCCCUUACCGCAUCCCGCCCGACAACCCCUUUGUGGGGGAGCCGGGGGCCCGGCCCGAGGUCUACGCCUACGGGGUGCGGAACAUGUGGCGCUGCUCCAUGGACAGGGGUGACCCCACCAGCGGCGCCGGGCGCGGACGCAUCUUCUGCGGGGACGUGGGGCAGAACAAGUACGAGGAGGUGGACGUCAUCGCGCCGGGGGCCAACUACGGCUGGCGGGCGAAGGAAGGAUUCGCCUGCUACGACCAGGCACUGUGCGCCAACGCCUCGCUCGACGACGUCCCCCCCAUAUUCGCCUAUUCGCACGAGCUGGGGCGCUCGGUGACGGGGGGCUACGUGUACCGGGGCUGCCACAGCCCCAACCUGCGCGGCCUCUACAUCUUCGGGGACUUCAUGAGCGGGCGCCUGAUGUCGCUGCGGGAGGAUGCUGGCUCCGGGCGCUGGCACUACAAGGAGCUGUGCAUGGGCCAGGGCCAGACCUGCGCCUUCCCCGGCCUCCUCAACCACCACGUGCCCCACAUCAUCUCCUUCGCCGAGGACGAGGCCGGUGAGCUCUAUUUCCUCGCCACGGCCAUCCCCAGUGCAGCCGUGCCAGCCGGGAUCUUGUACCGGAUCGUGGACCCCUCCAGGCGGGCGUCCCCUGGACAGUGCGAGAUCAGCCCCCUGCCCGUCCCCAUCCAAGGGAAGCUGAUUCCCUUCCGCCCAACACAGAAAUUCAUCACACCGGCCCCACCGCCCGCAGUGACCACCCCACGGCCUGGCACCGGCUCAGACCCGACGGGACCAGCUGCACCCCCCGUGGCGCCUGCCACCCACCCCCCGUGCCCAGGGCCCCCUCUGCCCCACAGAACAUUGCCAUCCCCUGCCACCCCCCAUCCCCCCAGGCGGGAGGCUGGGCACCACCCCAGGAAGAUGGGGCCCCGGAGGCGGCUGCCCCCUGGCACGGUGCGGCUGGCGCACAGGGGUGCGGUGCCCGGGCGGGGCCGGCUGGAGAUCCUGGUGGGGGGCCAGUGGGGCACAGUCUGCGACGAUCUGUUCGACAGGCGGGCGGCCGCUGUGGUGUGCCGGCAGCUGGGCUACGGGCAGGUGCUGCGGGUGGCCCGCCGGGCGGAGUUCGGGCCAGGGGCCGCGCUGCCCAUCCUGCUGGACGAUGUGCAGUGCCGGGGCUCGGAACGCAGCCUGCUGGAGUGCCAGAGCGCCCCCCCCGGGCAGCACGACUGCGCCCACAGCGAGGACGUGGGGGUGGUGUGCGGGCACCGGGAGCGCCAGGGGCUGCCGAGGGGGCCACGGCCUGUAACUUCUGCCUCCUUGGGCUCCGGCAGGGGGGCAUUGAGGGCAGGGUUUGGGGCUGGGCGGGGGUGACAGGGCCCAGGCCCCCCACAGCUACAGGGACCUGGGAGC
Molecule: messenger RNA, 2514 nt
Organism: Mauremys mutica (yellowpond turtle)
Lineage: Eukaryota; Metazoa; Chordata; Testudines; Geoemydidae
Product: HHIP-like protein 1
Exons: 10
Coding region: 1-2475 (824 amino acids)
Cellular component (GO): membrane
Source: RefSeq, a predicted model, not a curated record